This is a messenger RNA of Grosmannia clavigera kw1407, 723 nucleotides long. RefSeq names its product uracil phosphoribosyltransferase. Lineage: Eukaryota; Fungi; Ascomycota; Sordariomycetes; Ophiostomatales; Ophiostomataceae. Bases 1 to 723 code for a protein of 240 amino acids. The record is from RefSeq and is a predicted model, not a curated record. The transcript has 3 exons.
AUGGCGUCCAAGCCUGCGACCACCCAGUGCGUGGGGCCCACGUACAAGACAGAGAAGCCGACCGCAACGGUCUCGACGCCCGUUGAAUUCGACAUGGUCACGGUGCUGCCACAGACACCUCAGUUGAUCGCCCUCUUGUCAAUUAUCCGUGACAAGAGCACCGAUCGCGGCGACUUCAUCUUCUACUCCAACCGCAUCAUCCGACUGCUCGUCGAGGAGGGGCUCAACCACCUGCCGACGGUCGAGCGGACGGUGACCACGCCGGUCGGACGGCCAUACGCCGGCCUCCAGUUCCAGGGCAAGAUCUGCGGCGUGUCCAUCAUGCGGGCAGGCGAGGCCAUGGAGCAGGGCCUGCGCGACUGCUGCCGGUCGGUACGCAUCGGCAAGAUCCUGAUCCAGCGCGACGAGGAGACGUCCCAGCCGAAGCUGUUCUACGACAAGUUGCCCGAGGACAUUGCCGACCGUUGGGUGCUGCUGCUGGACCCCAUGUUUGCCACCGGCGGUUCGGCCAUCAUGGCUGUGGAGGUGCUUAUGUCGCGCGGCGUGCCCGAAGAUCGCAUCCUAUUCCUCAACCUGAUUGCGAGCCCCGAGGGCAUCGCCAAGUUUGCACUCCGGUUCCCGCGUGUGCGCGUGGUGACUGCCUUUGUCGACGAGGGCCUCGACGGGAAAAACUACAUCGUCCCGGGUCUGGGUGACUUUGGCGAUCGAUACUACACGGUCUAA